Tachysurus fulvidraco (yellow catfish) is the source of this 3464-nucleotide messenger RNA. It is a transcript of the gene homer3b, whose product is annotated as homer scaffold protein 3b. Gene Ontology annotation, cellular component: postsynaptic density; plasma membrane; dendrite. Gene Ontology annotation, molecular function: G protein-coupled glutamate receptor binding. Bases 418 to 1572 code for a protein of 384 amino acids. The transcript has 10 exons. NCBI's taxonomy places the organism in Eukaryota, Metazoa, Chordata, Actinopteri, Siluriformes, Bagridae. Gene Ontology annotation, biological process: G protein-coupled glutamate receptor signaling pathway; regulation of store-operated calcium entry. The record is from RefSeq and is a predicted model, not a curated record.
UCGAGCUGUGUAUAUUAUGAAGUGACCAGCAGGUGGCAGCAGCAAACGCUCAUGUGCUGAGCCCAUUAAUGCAGUGUUUCAGUAACUGUGCUGCUGAUUUUUAGUGCAUUUCCAUUCCAGACCCAGUCAUCUGGACUGCUCUUGUCUUCUCCACACUGCAGCACCAAACAUCUCUGGGUUCCACAGCUGGGAUAUGGCGCUAAAGACGCGAGAGUCGACGGGACAGAAACGGAGAAAACCGUCAACUUAAAGUUCUAAAAGGACAAAACUAGAACCCAAAAAGCGAUAAGGUUAUCUGAGCAUUCAGGAGAGCUUUUAGUUCUCUUUGUCUAGUAAAAAAGAAGCAGAAAGCUAACGAACUCGCUUGUUUACUUCUGGAGCUACAGCAGAAACACUUCCCAAACUUAUCCGUGUAAAAUGGGGGAGCAGCCUCUCUUUAGCACAAAGGCACACGUCUUCCAGAUUGAUCCGGCUACUAAGCGAAACUGGAUUCCUGCCAGCAAGCAUGCCGUCACUGUGUCGUUUUUCUUUGACGCCAACAGGACUGUGUAUCGCAUCAUCAGUGUCGGCGGCACGAAGGCAAUUAUAAACAGCACGGUAACACCUAACAUGACCUUCACCAAGACAUCGCAGAAAUUUGGGCAGUGGGCAGACAGCAGGGCAAACACCGUGUAUGGAUUAGGCUUUUCUACAGAGCAGCAUCUUCAGCAGUUCUCAGAACAGUUCAAAGAAGUCAAAGAAGCUGCACGUCUCGUGAGGGAGAAAUCACAAGAGAAGUUUGAGCUCAUCUGUCCUGGUUUAAACAUCGACCCUCUUCAGGCUCUGUCUGGAGACCGGCGCUCUCUGACAGCACUUCUGUGUGUAAAUGGCUCUGGGGAGGACAAGCUGUUUCGCAGCAAGAGCGCAGACCUUGAGCUGGCCAUGAAGAAGGAGUGUGUUAAAAAGAUACGUUCAGAAGGAUCCAUAUGCGAGGUAAGCAUGGAGGCCGAGCUGUUCACUCUGAGGAAGAGCAACGCUAAGCUUGUUGCAGCGCUGCGUGAAGCCAACAGCAGCAUUGAACAGUGGAAGAAUCAGCUCUCGGAGUAUCAGCAGGAGACGCACAGACUCCGAGAUCAGGAAUUUCCAGCGACAGAGCAAAGAUUUGUCGCCUCUGAAUUAAGCACGGCGUUAACGUGUGGUUUUGAAGAACCGUGUGUGGCCGAGCUGGAAGAGCAAAGCGGACAUUCUGCUGCAAGUGAGAACAAGACCGAGGAUCUCUUCCAGUCUGUAGAGGAUAUGGAAGCCCUCUUAAUGGCUAAAGAUGAAGAAAUUAACAAGCUUCAAGGCAGGAAAUCAGAUUUCCAGGAUUUGGUGGAGGAGAGGGAAGAGAUUUAUAAAAGAAUGCAGGAACUGGAGCAGAGGAACUUGGAGCUGGAGCAGCAAGUGCAGAAAGCAGAGCAGAAUUUAGCAUCCUCCAUGGAGGCAAGGCAGCAGACGGAGGGCCAAGUGCGGAAAGUCAUCGAAGUGCUGGACGUCAAGAUUUUUGAUCUGAACAACUUGAGGCAGAGUCUGGACAACUUUUUAAAUAAAUAGCACCAAUCACGUGCGUCAAACAUCAGACCGCUAAAUCACGCAGGCAUGUAGAGAAGAAGCACGGCAAUUAAUUCCUCUUAAACGUGAAUCCGCUAUAGUGGUCUACGUUACUUUUCCAAAUCUCAGAAAAAAACUUCGAAAAUUACACUUCACUCAGUCACUAAGGUUUAGAGACAGAAACCCAUAAUUAUUAGAAUAAGACUUGGAUUUUAUCCCUCAACAUUUCUGUUAUUCUUAUAAAUAUGCAUGUUAUUUCUUACUGAUUUUUUUUUCUCUAAUGUUUUCCCUGCCUCUGCUUUAUUCAUAUCCUGAUAGAUCAACUACCCAGGUGACUUAUUCUGUCUAUAAAUCAUUACAUGACAAUUUAACAGAAAAUCGUAUUAAAAAAAUCAGCUUUAUGUACAGCUCUCAUCCUAAAAGGUACAAGUGAGAUGAGAGUGUAAGAAUGGGAUAAAGGAUUCAUGUGUCUCUCUUAUCUGAUACCAUUUCAUCUACAGUAGGACUGCUUGAUCUACAGUACUUGUGCAUGUAGGCCGUUUUUUCCCGUUUAAAAUCAGAAUGUAAUUAAUGGGAGAUCCCAACUUGGGAGCAUGCAUUAAGUAGUAAAAUGUGCAUAACUGGGAUUAAUAAGUCUGAUUGAUGUAUUAUAUACCAUUGUUUGUUGCAAAGGAUGUAGUUACAGAAACACUACAUAAUUUGUAGUAAAGAUUAAUGUAACUCUCAUUGCAAUAGUAGUUACCACUGCCAAAGCUUCAGACCUGAUCAUAGACAACGAUGAUGAAACAUCGAGUCAUUAGUUUACAGUCUCCUUACUAUUACUGCUACCACUAUGAGGCUGCUUUUUGACUUCUAAGGAAUUUGUAAAUCUGUGUAUUAUUGAUAUAAUCUGCUCUAUUGCCUAUACGUUGUAUGGCCAAAAGUAUAUAGACACUUGAUCAUCGCAUUCAUAUCUGGUUCUUCUCUUAACUCUUAACCACAAGUUUGAAGCACACCGUUUUAUACAGUAUAUUUGUAUGCUGUAGUGUUACAAUAUCACUACACUAUCAGUUCCAGCAUGACAAAGCUUCCGUGCACAAAGCACGCUCUAUUAUGACCUGGUGUGUUGAGGUUCAACUGGAAGAUCGUGUCUUGCACAAAAGCCCUGAAUCUGACUCAACCUUACUUGAACACCUUUGGGAUGAACUGAAACACAGACUGCACCCCAGACCUCUUCACCUGUCCUCCUUAAUGCUCUGGUAGCUAAAUGAGUAGGUUAUAACAGAGUAUGAGGUACUAAAUGUGGACUGAGAUUGUUAUAUAUACAUUGGUCCGGUGUAAACAUACAUUCGGCCAUACAGUGUAUGUUGGAUGUAUGCGAUUUAGAGACUGCAAGUGGAGAGUUCCUCUGAAUUAGAUUGUUUCGCUGCUUAUUUAUAGUAUUUCUUAUUGUAUAUCCCAUCAUAAUUUUUUUUUAGAGAUGAAUAUGAAACAUUAAAAUAUGACUGCUUACACUUAACAUUUCUUUGCACAAUAUGCUGCAACUCGUCAAGGACUUUAUACGAACUUCCCACUUCAGCUGUGAACUCUUUCCUAUUCAUUUUAAAGUGUCAUAUUGCAAAUUUAGAAUACGUGAUGCUUUUUCUUAUAACAAGUUAAACAGAGCUAUUACAAAACGUGCCGAGGUUCAGACUCACAGCCGCGCAUAAGCUCCGGUUUCUCGCCAAGCAAACUAUUCAAUAUUAACAAUGACCCUUUUUCGGUAUUGCCAUUUCUUCUUGAGCAGCUCUUUGCUGUCCAUUAACAAUGUUGCAUAAAUUUGCUAUUUUUCUAAUGCUGAUAUAAUGAAUAUGAAAAAUGUUGUCCUUUUUUAAUUGGGUCUCAAUAAAAUGUACUGUCUUAUCUUCUGUGAAAAA